This is a messenger RNA of Exophiala mesophila, 4769 nucleotides long. RefSeq lists its product as uncharacterized. The record is from RefSeq and is a predicted model, not a curated record. The transcript has a single exon. Bases 164 to 4612 code for a protein of 1482 amino acids. Gene Ontology annotation, cellular component: nucleus. NCBI's taxonomy places the organism in Eukaryota, Fungi, Ascomycota, Eurotiomycetes, Chaetothyriales, Herpotrichiellaceae. Gene Ontology annotation, biological process: telomere maintenance.
CUUUUGGAAGACAUUCUGUGGCCUUGAAAUCGUUUCUGAACAUUCCCAGCGACUUCCUGUUUUCUCUCAACGCGAGCAUGAGACUGCAGGCAGGCUCUCUGUCCCUUACAGUCCUAAUACUGGCCGCUUGAGCCCUGGUCACCUCCGCCCAACACCUCCCAUCAUGUCUAUAUUCGAUCUUCCACCAAGCCCGCCCUCCACAUCUUCUCGAAGAAAGCUACACCAUCCUAACCCUACGGUCGAUUUUCUCAGUACUCCAGACUCGCCAGCAUCAUUCCCUGCCAGUUCAAGUACCACUCGAAAACGCGUCGAGUUCUCCCCUUGGACCAAUGCCCUCGAUCCCCAUGGCUCAAGUCAGCCUUCCUCCUCUGCCCCAGUUGUGAAGCCUCUUUUACCCUCCUCAGAGUGUCAAGCUUUAAAGUCCAUCCUCAAACCUACCGUUACGGAAGACAUCCCCGUGAUCAGCAAUGCCCAGUUGCAGCAAGUUGAUUUGUCUGUGGGCGAGAUGAUUGAAAGCAUCAUUCAACAGCUCAGCUGUGACGAACGAACCGUCUCCGUUGACGCAUAUCAGACCUUGUGGAGAGUAAUUAGGCAAUAUGAUGGAAUACCGGAAGAGGCCGUGCUCAAAGUCAAAGUUACAGCCAUCCUUAGAUACAUCAAGAGAGACAUCCUCCGGCCAAUGCUUGAAAUCGCCGACACAAACCUCAUCACUCAGGCCUUGAAGAUCUUGGUAAUUCUGGUCUGGAAUCCAGACUUCUCUGUCUUUUUGACGGACGAAUAUCGAUCAUUCGUCCUCGAUCGCUCCAUUCUCGUCAUAUCCGAGCACACAGCACCAAAGAGUGUCAUCAUGCAUUAUCUACACCUACUCGCAACUCAAGAGUUCCGCCCUAAUCUUAUCACUUACAACAAUCGGGCCACUCGUUUACUCGAGGCUCUCAAGGUGCUUUCCGAUUACUUGAAAGGCAACGGCAUUCUCUCGGAACGAUUACUACUUUAUCGCAAGCUCCUCGAUCAGACAAAGGCAACCAUGAAGACAAAGGCACAUCUCUGGGUUGAAGAGCUUCUGAGCGGCAUGACACAUCACAUGAAGGAUGUUCGAACAAAAGCUGUAGAGCUCGGCUUACAAGCUUGCUCAGCAUUCCCCACAUCGUCGUCCAUAUCUGGCUCCGUUCGUAAUGCCCUCUCCAGCGAGCUGGAUAAUGGAAUGACAAUGGGAACGGCUAUGUCUCGAAGACUGGAAAAGAUGAUCGCUACCAAGGAUGACAUGGUUCAGGUUCCUCAGAUCUGGGCUAUUGUCGUUCUGCUCAGCAGCAGCGUGGAUACUAAGGUCGAUGACUGGGCGGAGCUAAAGGACUGGUUGAAGGUCAUUCAACGAUGCUUCAAUUGCAGUGAAUUAGCUGUCCGACAACAGUCAAACAUUGCCUGGAAUCGAUUUGUGUCAGUCGUCAGACCCCACGAAGCGUCAGACACUUUGUUGUCCAUGUUGGCGAAACCCAUCGCUGCCCAGCUGGAGAAGCAAGCCACCGGAAACAUGGUCAAGAGUAGCAGGGCUGCGGCAGUGUCAAGCUACUGCAACCUCCUGUAUUACGCCUUUCGUCCUGCUGCUACUCACAAGCAGUAUACCCGUGUGUGGAACGAGUACAUUGUCAAGCUGAUGAGGAGCUCUUUUUUUGAGAAAAACAUUGCGAAUGCAGAUAUCUCCUGUCGUGUCCUCAUGGCCAUUCUUUGGAAUUCUUCCAAGGGAGCCAAGGUGUGGAAUGAGAGUCGCGCUCUCCAGGACUCUCGCCCAAUCGCGCCCGAGGAACUUCCCACCAUCGACUGCAAAUGGGUGAGGAUGAGAAGCAGUGCCAUUGUGGAUAUGUUUGGUGUUCUCCUGAAGUAUUGUUCAUGGGGAGCGUCUGGACAAUCUGACAAAGCAUACAUCGCAGUGGCCUGGACUCACUUCCUCAGAGCCCAGAGAGAAGCCAGCAGCAAAGAGAUCAAGCCAACCACGGAGACCAAACACGCCACUCUUACCGUCAUUCAGUUCCUGAGUAAGUUGUGGGAGGACGCCGAAAUGGACUUUCUGAAUGACAAAGCUCAAAGCCUGGCCCAGAUUAGACAAAUGACACGGAGCACAAUCCUCGAGUUGGGGCCACUUCUAGUAUUGACUGCUCUAGAGGCGAAUCCUUCGGGGUCUCUUGUCUUCGUGUACAUGGAAUUGUUCAACCAUUUAACGUCCGAACUGUACUCAUGCGAAGAGUCUAACGACCACCAGACAGCCAUAACAGGCCAGCGAGCUUCGUCGCAAAUUCUGACGUCUUCUUACGAGAGAUGGAUCGAGUCGCUUACCAUCUUUGUGUCGGAUCAUAUGAAGGGGCAGUAUUCUACGGCUUUCUCCAAGCAUGUGCUCGAAAUUCCAGUGUUGCUCUGUGAAGUCCUGAGGAGAGCUCCAGGGGACUAUCUGGCACAUAUAUUGACAAAACUGCAAGAUUCGAUCAUUGUCAUUCUUGGCUGGCCGACUGGGAUCAUUGCACCAGAUGACAUAAAUAGCCUCCCCGUCGACAAUCUAUCCUGGGAAGUCGUCAACGCCUUGACGAGGAUACCCGUGGAAGAUCUUCAUACCUUCGAUGACGUCUUUGAGGCAGUUUUCAACUGUGAGGACCAGAGACGAAAUCAUGAUGCCAUCCAGAUUUGCAAUGCUAAAUUUAGGCCUGAAGAUGAAGAAGCACUUGGACCCAAGUUGAGAUUGGCGUUGACUCAGUUCCAGAGCCUCUCUUCAAAUGACGGUCCCGAGCGUGAUAUACGAGAAUCGUCUUGUGAGAGCAAUGUUGUUCCCCAUGGCGAGCAAGAGGAAGCUAAAUUUACCACCGACAUGGACUCGUUUGGCGUCCAAUCACCAAUAUUGGGAAGUCAGGGUCAAUCAAUAAUGGACAUAUCACCUGGGCCCCACGACCAUGGCGACGACCUUGAGACAACUUUGGUAACAUUUCAGCACAACACUCGGGUCCGGCAUGACGACUCUCAGGUACAUUUCAUACCCAUCGUCUCGUCUUCUCCGCUAAAUGAAGACCCUGAAUCACAAUUCCUGACGGCACGUCAGAAAGAUGUGCGCGAGAGACAACGUUCCGAACCGGCAGUGGUCUUCCCGGACCUCAGAUCAAGCCCGAAAAUCCACAAUCGCUCGCAGAGUUAUAAUGACUGUGAGUUUGCAAGGAAGGUGGCCGACUUAUCCGAAAGGCCUUCGACGCCGACCUUGCCAACACAUCACGAACAGAACGAAGUCGAGAUAAUGGAGUCGCCGACGCCGAGAGCUCGUCAUUUCACAACAGGUAUUCUCGAUGUUGAAGUACCGUCAUCUCCGCCUUCGCUACCUGACAACCAAGAUGACGUGAUGAUUGCUCUCGAAAUUAUCUCUUCGCCCUCUCAUGUGCCGUCAGACGGUGCUCAAGGUGGCAUUCAGAUUGGAAUUCCGCAGUCAGACCCUCCAGAAGCGGCACUCUUGGAGGCUUCGAACGCAGUCGAGGGCAAUCAGGAAUUUGACACCUCCUUCCGAGCGACCUCUCCAGUACACCUAGAGCAAGACACGGCGAGGAAUGAUGUGUCUACUAAUGAUGUGAGCAUGUGCGAGGAUGCUCCUGGUCAGUUCUUCACUGCUCCCGAGGAAGAUAGACCCGAGAUCUCUCGAUACUCCAACCCAGAGAUGAUGUCCGGCGCAGCCCCCGAAGAUGACAACGACGAAAUAGACAUGCUCAGUGCAUCCCAGCUCUCCCAGGACCUUGACCUCCACUUGUCGAGGAAGGUCACUGCACCCAUCGUCUCAGUCUCCACACACGAUAUUCCUGCUGAGAAUGAACAUGUCAACCCAGAAGCGCGAGCAGAAUCAAGAUCGUACAAUAUACGGAAACGAAAGGCCCAGGAUUAUGCCGGGCCUGUGAAACGAAGAAGGGGAAGGCGAUCAUCCCAGCGUAAUUCGAAUUCUCAAGGUUAUAGUUCUUCUGCAAUUCAACCAGGAAGCCAGCAAGAGAUGCUAGACUGCAUUGAAAUUUUCACAUUGGUUCGUGUCGAGGCUGAGGCCGAACCAACGACUCGAGAACCUGUCCAAGAGCCUCUAAGCAUACCCUCCGUGAUGCCCAAACGACGACGCGGACGACCAAGAAAGUACCCUCGACCGGCUGAGGUACAAGCAUUGGAAGCACCUACGGUGCUUUUGCAAACAACAUCAGACAGUCCUCCUUUGAUGGUAAAGGUUGAAACCUCAGAACCUUCGAUUGCAGAUGCAUGUGGGGAUGCUAGCCCAGGGGAGACUCGUGAAGCACGGAGAGCAGGGUCAAAAUCGGAUUCUGUAUCGACAAAGGACGCCAGCGUUGAAGUUGUGGAUAAUCAAGAGCGAGAUGCGAGCUUGCUGCCUCAAACAACUCCAAUGGACGCAGCACCAUCUACGAAUGACUACGAGAAUGUCAACCAGAUGGAGCCUGCUACGCUCGAGUUCAUGAACACGCUGCAACAGGCUUUGGACCAACUCAAGUCGAGUAACUCUGGGGCCAAUAUCGACUUGCGAAAAGUUGAUGACCUUUGCUUCCAGAUCCGGUUCCAAGCUCAGGUACUAAGUCAGCCAGCUGUGGGCCAGUGAUGGGCCGAGGGGCUUUGGAUGACCCUAUCAUCGUAACCACUCACAACCCGAUAGAUUUGAGGCGAGAAACCACAUAAUCUCAAACUGGUUGAUAUUGCUUGGGAGCAUCAAGACUAGAGGGGAAUAGCAUUGAAGACUAGGACACAAUAUAUUAUUG